AUGACCACUCAACUUGAGCCAAGCUUGUCACUCAACUCGGUUCAUAAGUUCCUCUGCACUUCAAGAGCCACUCAAGCCAAUGUUGCACUAUGUCGAAAUACUUCUUUCGCUCUCCAAAACGGUCUUGCAACCUACGGCAAAUUACCAGUUAAGCUUUCCACUCUUGAAAUCUUACAAAUUCAGACUCCCUUAAAUUACAACAAACUGACCUCAAACACGACACCCUUCUCCGACAUCCCCCAACGAGAUGCGCACUCAAAUUCGCCUUCAGUCCAAGACACACCCAUGCCGAUGUCUUACUACAUCGAAGUACUUCUUUCGCUCUCCAAGGCAGUCAAGAACCCCACUACAGAAUCAAAGUUCAAUCUUCCUGGCCGGCAUAUUGACCCAGUCUUGCUUCCUAAACAAAUUCCUUCAUCGAAUACGUUGUCGGAUCCAAAGGAAACUAGCAAACUAUCCUCUGCCUCAAUGGUAAGGCAGCCAAGACAGAAAAUGACGUUGACUGAGUGUGCCCGGAAAAUGGAGAGGUCGUAUCGUGGAAUUGCACGUCACGCCUCAGAAAUUUCAGACACUUUUAGGGAGCUCGAUACUAGUAGGGUUCAUAAGAGAGAGCGUACUGUGACCGCCACCGACACAGUAGAUCAGAAGAGCACCAAGAAAGGACAAAAGCUCAACCAGCUCGUGCUCCUCGUUCUCGGACAACCUCUUCAAAACCUUCUACACUUCCAAAACUCCCUGCUCAACCUUCACGGACGGUAUUGA
Melampsora larici-populina 98AG31 is the source of this 762-nucleotide messenger RNA. RefSeq lists its product as uncharacterized. The transcript has 2 exons. The record is from RefSeq and is a predicted model, not a curated record. Lineage: Eukaryota; Fungi; Basidiomycota; Pucciniomycetes; Pucciniales; Melampsoraceae. Bases 1 to 762 code for a protein of 253 amino acids.